Caenorhabditis sp. 36 PRJEB53466 is the source of this 4046-nucleotide messenger RNA. NCBI's taxonomy places the organism in Eukaryota, Metazoa, Nematoda, Chromadorea, Rhabditida, Rhabditidae. The record is from the annotation of a GenBank genome assembly.
AUGAGGUGGGUCUUCAUUUUUUGAAUUUUUUUUCUGUUUCAAAUUUACAAUAUCAACUGGACAUGUCUAGAAGUUUCAACUCUUUUUUCUGAAAAAAAAAGUUAUCCGCUUUCAAACUAGGCCAUCCGGGCAGACACCCUUCAGUUUUUGGCCUAUAGCUCCGCGGCUGUAAGAGCUACGAAAAAACGUGCGACUAAAAAAAUGUAGCGCUUGAAAUUCUCUAUCGAAAUGCCGUAUUUUCAGUGUAAAAGAUUCUGAAAAUUCGCAUCUUCUUGAGCCCACCCCGACGGCGUUUGAGAGUUUGGAAGAGGAGGAGGUGGAGCAAGCGGAAAAAAAGUGUUUCUGGCCCCUCAUCGCUAUUAUCGUUUUCCUGGUGCUCGCCGUGCUUUUUCUCAUCGGCGUCAUCGUCUUUUUGACGUCUUUUUCAUCGGAUGCCACGUCAUCACACCAGAUUUCGCCCCCGCUACUCGAAUCUUUGCCAAAAGUGGAGACUUGUCGAACCAACGAAUGUAUUACCAUUUCUCAUCAAUUGGUACCAUCCGAAUCCUUAAAAAUUGCAAAAUAAAAAUUGAUUUCAGCUGAACUGGAGAAAUCCAAAAGUGAAUCCGUGCGAGAAUUUCUACGAAAACGCGUGCGGCCGCUAUUUGGAGCACAGCGCGACGGAGGGAACGCGAGUGGUCGAGAAGGAGACGAUUGUGAUGAGACUGAUCACAGGUAAGGGUCCGGAUUACGGUAGAUACGAGGAGUGCGGAAGAUUUUUCGUUUUUCUGCCAGAAAAUUUUUUGGAAACUUUGAACUUUCCCGCGCUGUUGUAUACGCCCUCCCGUUGCGCUUUUCCAGUGUGCGCGUUCGCGCAGUGGAUAGCAAUUUUGCCCGCCACCGACAAGACCCAGGUUCGAUUCCGUCAGGGGUCGAAUGUCUUUUGCCUUGUUCUUUCUUUGCUUAAACAUGUUUAUUUACAGAAUUCAUCCGGAAAAACGAUACGUCUUGCUCGAAAUCGGAAAACACACUGCGAUUGCUCUACAAUAAGUGCAAUGAGAUCCGAGAGCCCGGGGUAAAACAUUUUUUUUUCUUUUUUCGGGGAUCUUUUGUUGAACUUUUUGCCAAAUUUUGAGCUGUCGGAGGCGGAAGAAGGUCGAAUUCUUCGAGAAGUCUUACAAAACAUACUGAAAUUCGGUCCCUGGCCAAUGAUGAACCGAAAUUGGAAUAGUUCGACGUUCGAUUUGAACGGUCGGUGAAACACGUUUUCCCAAACGAAUAUUGUCCGCUUGCACAGAAAUGCUCACCCGAAUGGCGCGCCUUCACGUCUUCAGUUUCGGACUGUUCGAAGUGGUGCCGGUGAACAAUCCGCACGAGGGUUCGUUCAAAAAAAUGGUGAUCCGACCGGUGACGCCCGAUUUGGAGGUCUCGCUGGACGAGUUGAGCAAGGUGGUUCUUCUCAAGUGUUCCACGGUUUUCGAUCCGAAAUUACUUUGAGGCGGUACACGAGAUCUUCUUGGCCAACAACGUUUCGCACACGAAAAAAGAGUUGGAUCGCGAGAUUUCCGUGUAUUUAAAGUUUGAUGCCAUGUUGCGGAAGGUACCGGGAAAUGCGCUAGGGCACCAGAAGCACGUCAACAAACGUUUCGUAUUUUUUGUUCAGUUCUACCAGCACUCCGCUCCCUCGUACUUGCCACUUUCGCGCCUCAAAGCCCGCGUUCCGAGUAUCGAUUUCGAGCGGAUCAUCCGUGAACUCGUGAAUCCCGCUUCGCAAAACUGGCCCAAACUCAGGGACCGCCUGUUGGUCGCCGACUUUGACCUGUUUUUCGGAAACACGAAUAAUGUACGUUUUCGUUGGAAGGAAGGCUGGCUAACUGGAGAGCGAUUUUAGCUGGAGACGAUUGUGAGAACGACGGAUCCGCGCGUGUUGGCCAAUUUUCUCGUGUUCAAGUACAUUGAACAAUCGUUUUUCUACUUUCUGCCCCGCAGAAUGAUGGUCGACUCGAGUCCGUGCACUGAGGUUGGUCGCGCGCUGCCGGGCGUUGCCAUCCCAUCUCGAAACGCUCACACAGAUUGUCGCGCUAAUGCUGCCACGCGCCGCCCUUCGCGUCUUCGUCCGCGGCUAUUUCAACAAGGAAAACCUGAAGGCGGCGGCGAAUAUGAUGGACGACAUCAAAAAGUUCUUCAUCAAAAUGAUCCGCUCAUCCGCGUGGCUUCACGAGACCACAAAAACGGCGGCGAUUGUGAAGGUGCGGGAGAUGGAGAAGUUGGUCGGGUACACGGAGGAGUACGAGCGGGAAGGAGCACUCGACGAGAUGUUCGCGACGGUGGGUGGGCGGGCCACUUCUUCUGGGUGCUAUGACGUUUGUUGUACCACUCAUUUACAGAAGAGUUGCCACGGGCCGGGCCGGGCUGAAAUUUUCAAAACUCCGGCCCGGUCCGGCCCGUCGGCCCGGUUCAAAAAGCGGGAAUCCAAAUUUUUAAAUAUUGAUUAAAUAAAAUGCUUGUUUUUCGUAGAACUAACGAAUUUUGCAAGUAUCGAGCAUUAAAAAAGAAAUGUAGUUCUCAAAAAUAGUCAAAUUUAUUGGCAUCUUUUCACUUCUCUUCAGCCAUUCUUCAGUUGUUGACCAAUUUUAGCAGUAUGUUUUUUUUCUGAAAAUUCCUAAAAAAUUUUUAUAUAAAAAUUCAGUAAAAAGCAACAAAAAAAAACGGCGAACAAAUCAAUGUUUUACACGCCGCGCAAUCCGAAAGUUGGAAAAAAAUGGCUAAAGAGCGCGCGCGAGCGUAAUGUCGGAGUGUCGUAGUUUUUUUUUUUAAAUUUUGAUCUCCGCAAAAAAAACGAAAAAAUAGAAUUCCCCCAAAAAUUUGAAUUCGCGCCCCAUUUGAGCCGGGCCGACCGGGCCGGGCCAGCAAAUUUUCGGCCCGGCCCGGCCCGUAACUUGGCAAGUCUGAUUUACAGUUACCCUCCCUGCCCUCGGACUCGUUCUACACGCUCAUGACGAAGAUAAACCGGUUCAAGACGGAACAACUCAUGGAUUACAUUGUUUCCGACUCGCUGCUCAAUCCGAUCGAGCCGCUUGUGACCGCCAACGCAUUCUACUAUCCGUUGAAGAAUUCGAUUAGUUCGUUGGCACUUUACUCAGUCUUCAACGUUGAACGAAAGAGAUUUCAAUUCAGACAUUCUGGUGCCGUUCCUCGACAAGCCGCUCUUCGAUUCGAACUUUCCGCGAUACGUGACGCUCGCCGGAAUCGGCAGGGUGAUGGCCCACGAGGUGGGACACGCGUUCGACCUUUUGGGACGGCGAACCGACGAGAAAGGACGGCUCAAAGGGUGGUGGACACGCGAAAAUGCGGCCGAGUACGAGAAGAGGGUCAAAUGUUUGGUCGGCAAGUACGAGGAGAGCAUCGAUCCGGACUACGAGGGCAGAAAGGUGCGCGGACUGGGUUUUGACGGCACUUUGAAACGGGGGACCUUGAUAGCGUACAUUCAAAGCGAUGUAUCUCAGCUGUCGAUGAUGGUACAAAAAAAUUGUCAACAGUCAAAAUGUGCACAAUUUUGUGAGGAACAUUUCAUCAGUUGACAACUUUUUGAUAUCUCCACAGACAGAUUGGAUUUAUCGAUUCGAUUCAUUCAUUCUUUUCGCUCAGCAAAAAGAGUCUGUGUUUUCAGCUGAACGGAACCCAAGUGCUCAGCGAAAUGAUCGCAGACGCGUUGGGAAGUGAGGUCGCGUGGAACAUCUACAAAUCUCUGGAGCUCGGCGAAGAGUUGCGACUUUUCGGAUUCGAGGAUUACGAUCUCGACAAACUCUACUUCUACAUUGCCGCACUUGUGCGUUUUUUUUUGGCUCCUCAUUUCUCGUCUCAAAACCCCACACAUUUAUUUUCUCUUAAAGGAUUUCUGUGCGCCGCGCUCACGCCGUUCCUACUUCCGUCAACUUCAAAUGAGCCACCCGACUAAUCGGUUCCGCGUGAACGGCGUCUUUUCGAACAUGCGCUCGUUUGCGGAGACGUUCCAGUGCCCAGUUGGAUCGCCGAUGAAUCCCGACACGAAAUGCGAUCUUUUUUGA